AUCGAGUAAUGGUGUGCUGGAAAAUUGCUCGUGGAUAUGUGACUGCGUUGAGAGACUUGUCCAGCUCUUCCUAGAGCAAACCUUGCACUUAAUUUCACUUCAAAUCUCCCCCCGUGAUGGGGGACGUAGAAAUGCCGGGCCUUGAGAGCCCAAAGCUCUGCCCUGCUGCUGGGGUAACUGAAACUCUGCCCUUAGAUGUAGACAAACCUAGGAAUGAUAUGAGUGAUAAGAAUAAUGAAAAUGAUGUGUUGUUAGGCAAAGAAAGUGCUAGUAACAUAGCUAAUGAUGCUACCGCAUUAUUUGUUGUGGCACCGGCAUGUGGCACUGACGCUGUGGCUGAUGUAAAUAACAGUUUACUUGAUGGAGAAGCCAAGAAAAAUUAUAACCCUGAGCAGUUAGUUCAGUUAGACGGAGCUACUGUGCUUGAGAGAUCGUAUGAUGCCUCUGCUAAAGUGGAUGAGGCUAACAAAAACUCUAAUUUAAAUGAACAAUUUUCUUCUAGGAAUAAUAUGAACACUAGUAUGAUAUCAAGUAUUGAAGAUGGUGUAGGUGAAGUAAGUUGUAAAGCUAGUGUAGCGAGUGAAUCUAGUGAACAGUUUUCCAUGGACCAGAACUUUUACAGAGAUACGUCCAUGUCAAGUCAGCUUCUGAAUGAGAAUAGCAGUGCAGCGUCUGCAGUAGAACCUGGUAGUUCUGAUGCAAGUUCUAAGAACAUGGAAGAUGCAACAGAAGCAAAGACCAAGAACAACAUGACAGAAGCGAAGACCAAGGAUGACAAAGGAGAUAAUAAAGCUAAGAGUGAGACCAGUAAUAUGGAUGUGAAGCAAGCAACAUCUAUUGUACAUAAUAAUAAAGGAGACGAUGCUAAUGAGUCUGCAUCUUUUGCUGGCAGCUUAAAUGAGCUUGUUGAGAGAGGAGGUCUCUAUGGCCAGGAGAAAAUUGUGGCCGAAAGUGCAGUUCGCCAACAGAAAGCUGGUGAUGAAGUGAGGGAGGCUAACGAUACUGAGUGUGACACGGGAGGUGUGAGUGUAAAUAAGGUGUUUGUAAAGGACUUUUCAAAGUCACAAGGCGUGGUGAACGAUGUUGCUGAUGUGCCUCAAAGUAAGACCACCAAAGACCUUGUUAACACUGAACAGCCCUAUGAUACUUAUGGCGGUGCUGACACCAUUGCUAAAGCUGACGUCAACUCAUGGUCCAGCUGCAGCACCAGUCAUGAGACAGGCGCCUCUAACCUGCCUUCCGUUGAAGGAAAGAACGUCACUUCCCCCACUGCUUCUCCUCCUGGCUCCCUGGGGACCACUCCUGGGGAAGUCUGUCCUCCCAAGGAAGGAAUGCCUGGGGUUGCAUCCUCUGAUCCCAUCAUCCCCGUCUUCGGGUACUGCCCCAAGGAUUCCUGCGGUAAUUCUAUGACUCCGUACCCAACCCCGCCCUAUCCAACUCCUCCCUACAACUCCAUGAGCGGCAUCUCCGCAAGUGCCUACCCCAAUGCCACCAACGUCUACCCCAACUCCUGCCCUGGGUACUCGGGGGCUGCCAGCUAUCCCACCCCAAGCACCCCAAGCUCUGGGUACACCAACCCCAACACUCCAUGCUCCAGCUAUGUCAACCCCAACACUCCAACUUCAGGUUGUGGCACGGAUACAACCCCCAACUCUAGCUACCAUAACCCCAACACCCCGAACCCCAGCUUUGGUGGCACCGUAGAUACUCCCGUCUAUGGUGCCAGUUCCCACUAUGUGGCUGCAGAAAAUGCCAGCGGCUACACAGGUCCCUCCAACGCUCUGAUGGGGCUGGUCGAGAGCUCUAGUACUUGUGGACCAAGUCCUCCUGGAGGAAGCCUCUCCAGUGAGAGCUCUUCUUCCUAUGGGCCAAGCCCUACUGCGGGACCUCAAGUGAGUGAGGGCUCGUCUUAUGGACCCAGUCCUCCUGCAUAUACUCAAGCAAGGGAGAGCUCCAGCACUCUUAGCUCUCAGGAGUCCAGAGGCUCCCGAUCUUCUGGCACCAGCCUGCUGACGUCACAAGUAUCCCCAGCACCUGAGAAGACCUGUGAUGAGAAGGUUACCUCCAGCCGUAGUAGUGCAACAAAUUCACUGGAGAGUACGACAUCAGUAAGCAUUUCUUCUUCCUCAUACCGGCAGAGCAACACACAACAGCACAUGAGCACCACAGCAUCAGUGCCAGACACAAGGUGUAGUACUAACUCAAUGUACAACUUCUACUCGAGUAAUGCCAGUGACGGAGAUAGUACAGCUACUGUAGGAGGUUCUGCUGCUGGUGCAUAUGACACCAAAGACGCAAGCAGCCUCGGUGUUCUCGGUUCUGAGUCCUCCAACAAGCCCAGCUCAUACCUGAACAAGGAAGGAUAUAGCAAAGGAGCUUCUUACUCGUCUGCUGCUGCCAACACCACCUUCUCUAAUGCUGGGUCCAACAGCUAUGCUAACUCGGGGACUAAUAGCUACUCAAACACUGGGCCCAACAAUUAUCCUAAUACUGGGUCUAAUGGCUAUCAGAACCCUGGGUCUAAUAGCUACCAGAACCCUGGGUCUAAUAGCUACCAAAAUCCAGGGUCUAAUAGCUACCAGAAUCCAGGGUCUAACUGCUACCAAGACCCAGGUUCAAAUGGCUACCAAAACCCUGGGUCUAAUAGCUACCAAAACCCCGGAUCAAACAGUUACCAGAACCCUGGGUCAAACAGCUACCAGAACCCUGGCUCGAAUGGCUACCAAGACCCAGGUUCUAAUGGAUACCAAAAUCCUGGUUCUAACAGCUACCAAAAUCCAGGUUCAAACAGCUAUCAAAACCCUGGCUCAAAUGGUUACCAGAACCCUGGGUCUAACAGCUACCAGAACCCUUCAACUCCUGGCCCCUCAACUCCUGCAGCAGCUCCUGGAUAUUCAGACCCAGAUUCCUUGGGCAAUGUAAACUAUUCCAACCCUACAACCCCAGCGUCAGGGCUUGUCAGCUCACUAGGUCAAGGCAUGUACAGCAACCUCAAAACCCCGUCUGGACUGCCAGCUUCCGAACCUUCUGACCGGCACUGGAACAACUCUAAUGCUGCUAAACCCUCCUGCCAUCCAAGCCAGCAUUCUGCCCAGACCAGUGCUUUGAAAACCAACUUGCAAUCGGACUUUGGAAGCAACAUAAAGGAAAGACAAGCUGAAAAUUAUUACUCAUGGUCAGAACACAAGACUGGGCCAGAUGCCCUUGACUUCAGCUGUGCUGCACCUUUUGGUUAUCCAAAUCCGGUGCUGAAAACUGAACCUGGGACCUCCUCCAUCCAAGACACACCCUUCAACAACUUCAAGACGUCGCAGGGGGGCUUGAUGUCGCCCCCCAACCUGGACCCCUCGUUUGGGGAGAGUGCCUCCCUAGAGGCCGCCAUCAACAGCCUCAACAAGAAGGAUGCCGCGGCCAUCAGGGAGUCACUCGAGUCCUUCAUCAUGUCGGACCCAAGCUUCAAGAACGGUGACGCUGCAGGCCUCAGCAACCAUGAGAAAUAUCUUGAGUUCCUCGAACAUAUGACGCAGUUCUCCAUGGCUAGUGAGAAGAUGGAAAAGUUUGGUAGAAGUAGCAGCGUUGGUGGUGGUGGUGGUGGGGCUAACCAAGCUUUGGAAGCUCUCACCCACAUGACUAAUUCCCAGCAGCCACAUGAACUGAACAGCAUGCUGCCUUCAUACAUGCAGAGCAACAUGGCCGGCAUGCUCCCCUCCCAGCACAAUAUGGGCAUCAACAUACCCUUGGGUAUGCCAGGUAGCACUGGGCAUGGCAUGCCAGGACUCAUGCCCAACCCCUUGACGGAGCCUUUCCUGCAUAACGAAAGGUUCAUGCCAACCAACCACAUGAUGAAUGGCUUACUGGAUGGCAUGAAGGCAGGGUAUGACGUCAGCAACCCAUACAUGAUGAGCAUGAAGGCUGCUAUGGAAGGAGGACUUCAUUCCAUAGGAGGAAUGAAGUCCUCAGGCAUGUAUCCAGAAUCCUCUAUGCCCUCCUCCAGCAUUGGCCACACCCCUACAGGCGUGUCAUCAAAAUCAGCGUAUGAACCGUGGCUGCCGCAGAUGAACCUGGGUGACACAGCUCCCGGUUGCAGCAACAAGUUCACAAUGCAGCACAAAACCUCUGGUAGCCGCAGCACCACGCCUGCCUCCACCAACUACUCGCCAGGGUACAGCAAAGGGCAGUUUAGAAGUAGCACUUCAUCUCUACCUUCAACCUCUGAUAAUUUCAACGCAUUCCAUCAACGCGACAUGCAGCACUACAAGCCAUCAGACAGCGCCAUGUCAAGCAAUGCUAAUAAUGUGCCAAUGAAGUCUGGGAGCAUGGACAGUCUCCUGGCUUGCUCUGAAGUGCCCUCAGCUGCCAACCUUAACAGCACUCAGAAGUCCAGCAUGAGUCAGAGCAUGUCGGACAUGACUCAGAAUUGCUUCCCGCCCAACCGAGUACACCCCGUUCCAAAUACCCCAGAUCCCCACGCGUACCUGUCUGAUCCCUACAGAACCAAGAAUGCAUACCGUCCUACGUCAGACCUCCCCGCCUACAACAACCCCCCCACUUCAUCCCCAGCCUCCCAGAAACCAGACGACAGCCUCUACUGGAACAUCACCCCUGACACAUACCACAACCAGCCCCUCAUGCACCUGCCUGAGGGCACUAGCAUCAACGUGGAACACAGAAGACCAAACUGUCCAUGCAUAUUAUGCGCAGCGCAUACAAGGAACGUGCGUAUACAUGGUGCGCACAAUGUGCGCAACCACGUGAGUUGCGUAGGUAGAGGGCGUGCGGGCUGGUGCGCUAAGACCAGCCGCUACAAACUCAACCUGAAGGUUGCAUCAGGCUUGUCAUCCCUGGCAGGCAGCGCAGCAAACUCCACGCCACUCCACUCCACAGCAGCCUCCAUCGCCGAGUCUAUCUCCAGCACCAUCUCCAGUGUCAUCUCCAAUGCUGUUGCUAACAGGACCCCGGUGGACGAGGGUGCUGGUGGUCUGAUACCAUCAGGGACCAGUGGUCUGAUGCCAUCAGGUGCUGGUGGUCUGAUGCCGUCAGCUGCUAGUGGUCUGAUGCCAUCAGGUGCUAGUGGACCAGCCCGAGACCCAGAUAGACCUGGAGCAGCAAGUUUUAUGGGUAACCUAACCCAAUCUGAAUCAGGUGCCAACCCAGUCUAUAGACCUGCAGACAACCUUUCAAGUAACCCGGCCUACAGACCUGCAACCAAUCUGCCUAGUCAACCAAGCUACCCAUCUGCUGACAACGUCCCAAGUAACUCAUCUUACCGACCUGCAGACAACCUGCCCAGUAACCCAGCUUAUAAACCUGUUGAUAAUUUGUCUAGGAACCCAGCUUACAGACCAGAAGACUGCCUGUCAAGUAACUCAGCCUACAGACCUACAGACUACCAACCAAGCAACCCAGCUUUCAGACCAGCAGACAAUCUGCCUGGUAACCGUGCCCCACAUUGGGGUCUGCCCUCUGAUAGUCUGCCCUCCAGUGAAUUACAGACCGGAGUCUCCACAGGUGCUCAGUUUGACAGCUUUAGUCAAUCUCGACAACGCGGCAGACACCCGAGUUCAGGGUUUGUGGACCCAAGACCCCAGCAGACCCCAAGCUCAGGAUAUACAGACCCCAGAUCAUCUCCGAGCACAAAUGUGGCCCGCACGAAGCCCUCUGUUUCUGACCCUCAUAACUUACCCCCGACAGCAGCUGUGGAGAACACUGGGUCAUCUAUACCAGGUAGUUGCUAUGGUGGCAGCUCCAACAAUGAACAUUUCCCUUCUAAUACUAAUUUUAAAACUGAUGCUGAUGGGUACAGUGCCACGUAUGCCAAAGCCAACUCUUACAAUAUAAAUCAAGCCAAUAACAUCAGAAGUAACUUUGCUAACCAAACUCAUGCCAGCUCCUAUGCACCAGCCCCCCUCAUCGAACCAUCAAGGUACAAGACCUCUGGGGAACCACCCAACAGAACAGGUCCUCCUCCCUGCCUCCCUGACGGCCGCAACAAUCAACUGCAUUUCACCCCGAGCCUCGACAACAGAUUAGACCUCCCUGAACUGCAUGCCCCUCCUCCUGCUGCAGCAGGCGAGUCCUUGAAACAAGUCUUGGCUAGUCCGACUAGAGAUAGAGCCCCUAGUGGGGCUGAGGCGAGAUUAAUACCUCAACAAACGCCCCCGACUGCACCAGCAGCUCCCCUGGGUCCUCCUGUGGCAGCGACCUCGCAUGGCAAAGAUGUCAGCAGGUUCUUCAACUGCCCUGGGAGUCCCUGCAAGUCUGCCAAGCCCUUGGAUGAUGCCGAGCAACUUUACUCCUUCAACGACUCGUCAAUAGAAUCACCGAUGCCCUCGCCCAUGCAGCACAAGCACAAGAAGCGUAAGCUGAAGGAGGCCUUCCCCGUCUACGAGAGCGAGAUCACCACCGACCCUCAGUCCUGCGGCAUCAAACUUAAGCUCAAACUCACGACACCUAAGCCGGCUGUGCUCCCCAAGAGUCCUUCGUACUCCUACGCAGCGUAUUCCUCCCUCAAGUCCCCCGCUGGGAGCCAGGACCAGAGCAGCUCGUCAACCACCAGCUCCCCCUACUACAGCGUCUCCUCUUCCUCCCCCUAUGACCUACCAUGCGCCCCAGACUUGCCGAUCCCCAAGAAGCGCAAGUACACAAAGUCUGCAGAAGCCGCCUCCCGAAAAAAGCAACAGUCCACCUCCGAGUCCUCAACUCCUCUGAGCUCCCCAAGCCCUUGCAUGGUGCCCUUGGUGUCUGGAGGCAUCUACCCCACCGUGGUGCUGAACCACAUCAACCCUGGUGCCAGGAAGAAGCGGGGGCCUAAGACGGGGUCGGAUGUGUACAAGAACCCCGGGUUUGGCGCCCCCUUGGCCGAGGUGAGAGGGGAGCCCCAGUCCCCCUGGGGCUGCAAGAUCAGCAACGAAGUUCUCGGGAUGAUCUUCAGCCGCGUGAUCGGGGAUGACAACUGCAUCCCUGCCCUCCUCAGGUUGUCGCGGGUGUGCAGGCUGUGGCACAGCGCGUCACUCAACCCCGCGCUGUGGCGCACAGCAGACCUCAGCGUGCCCAGGGUCAAGCCCAGGCACAGGACGGAGGCCAAGCUGUGCUGGCUCCUCACCGACCGUCUGCACAGCACACAGCACCUCAACCUCAGUGGCUGGCAGGAGGCAGUGACGCCCUUCAUCCUACGGCUGCUGGGGGAGACGUGUAGGCAGCUGCGGUCGCUGAGUCUCGCGCGCUGCAACAAACUGCACGCAGACAACCUCGCAGCCGCCCUCCUGCACUGCACGCACCUCCAGCGCCUCGACCUCACCGACGUCAUGGGGUGCCACAAGCCGACGCCUCGUGGGGCGGUGGGCCAGCAGACGCUGCAGGAGCUGUUCAUGGCCCACGGCCCCCGCCUGACCCACCUGCACCUGGGCCACAACACGCUCACCGGCCUAUCACGCCUUUUGCAGACCCACUGCCACCAGCUGGAGGUGCUGGACCUGAGUCGCGUGGAGACGGUGGGGCGGGACGCUCUACUUAUCCACCUGGAGGCGCUGCAGGAGGGCUGCCCUCUCCUGAAGGUGCUCAAGCUGUCCCUGACGAAGGCCAGGUUCAACAGCGCCUCCAUGGCGGAGCAGGCCGCCUCCAGGGGCUUCCCCCACCUGGAGCAGCUGUUCGUCGCCACAGAUGACCGCCAGCACGUCGGCAUCAACGACCACGAGCUCGAGCGACUCCUCAAGAACUCCACCAGGCUCACGCUGCUGGACGUUAGGGGAUGCGCGCUGGUGAGCGACGGCUCCCUGGUGCGGGUGCCCCCCUGGUCCAUGGAGCACCUGUACCUGGCUGGAGGCAGCUCCAUUAAGCGCUACUCCGACCGCCUGGAGCUCGUCGUCCGCAAGUGGGCGCGUGGUCUUGUGGACUUGGACCUCGCGUGGACUGGCGACGAGGACGUGCUUGAUGCCGCCCUCGGGGCCCUGGCUGAGGACGCGGUCAAUCUCAGAGUGCUGAACCUGAAGGGCUCGUCCGUGUCGGUGCGGGCGGUUCGUCGGGUGCUGGAGCGCUGCCUGCUGCUGGUGCAGGUGAACCUGUCGUCCUGCCGCGCCCUGCCCAGGGGCAUGAAGCGCCUCUACGAGUACCAGGACCUGGCGUGCCUGCGUCAGCAGCUGCUGCAGGAGGUUCAGUAACGCGGAGACUGUCACUGCAGCAAUUUGGUGAUGCUGUGACGGCGGCUGCUGAAGGGGCGCCGGUUAUGAGGACCCACGUCACUACCGACACCGUCAGGACAGCCAAGGACUUCUGUCAGGACAGCCUAGGACACCCAAUAGAUCUCCAUUAGAACCCCUGUAAGGACAUCCUAGGACUGUCAGGACGGACACCUCAGGACGCCCAAUAGAUCUCCAUUAGAACGCCUGUAAGGAUAUCCUAGGACUAUCUCAGGACGCCCAAUAGAUCUCCAUUGAGACGCUUGUCAGGACAGCCAAGGGCUCCUAUAUUAGGACGCCCGAGUCAUUCAUUAUCUCAGCAACCAGGCAAUUUAUUCAAGUAAUCUUGUCACAUCAUCCGAAACCCAGAACCCAUUAUCAUGAAGCCUGCCACUUGAGUCGUCAUGCAUCUGCAAGUCAUGAUUCUUUUUUUAUAUGGACUCAUUAAUUCACUUACCGCGCUAAGUAAACAAAUUUUUUGCCAUUAAGUAAUCUUGUCACAUCAGCCAGAACCUGGAACCCACCAUUACGAAGCCUGCCACUUGAGUCAUCGUGCAUCUGCAAGUCACGGUUCUUUUUUUAUAUGGACUCAUUAAUUAACUUACCGCGCUAAGUAAACAAUUUUUUGCCAAUGAAAAUAUUGAAUAACUUUGAGCCCUUCUGGCAUGGCAUUCAUUUACUGAAUGCUCCUACCAUCGAUGUUCUUGACCUUGACCUCGUUAUGUUGUGUAAUUCAUUUGUUGCUGUUUUUUUCAUUUGUUGCAACAAAAUAGAAUUAUGCUUAAUAAUUCCAUCUGUAGGGGCGAGUUGAUAGAAAAUAUUUGUCCCGACGUGGCUUGAUCUUGCCCAAUUCUGUGGGUGUUUUUUAAAUAUCAUUUAAAUAUCAGGAUUUUAUCUUCCGCAUGAAUGUGUAGUUUGAUUGUGGGUUCUUUUCUAUUUAUGUUAAUGUAAUGAAUUCGUAUUAAUUUAAUGCACUAAUU
Messenger RNA from Hyalella azteca, 9154 nucleotides. RefSeq names its product serine-rich adhesin for platelets (gene Fbl6). Gene Ontology annotation, cellular component: SCF ubiquitin ligase complex. NCBI's taxonomy places the organism in Eukaryota, Metazoa, Arthropoda, Malacostraca, Amphipoda, Hyalellidae. The transcript is spliced from 8 exons. The coding region runs from base 117 to 8156 and encodes 2679 amino acids. The record is from RefSeq and is a predicted model, not a curated record. Gene Ontology annotation, molecular function: protein binding.